AUGGGUAUGAUGCUAGAACAGCCACCAUCUCUCACUAGUGAAAGUCUGACGUCGUCACCCUUAGAGAAUCAAACACAAACAACAUGGUUUCUGUCAACUAUAAUACACAAUGCUGUUGUUGUUGUUUUGGUUGCUGUUGCAAUUUAUAGUAAAGGCAAUAAAUUACAUCCAGCAUUUGUGGUGAAUACUGUUUCAAUUGUGUCAGACUUGGAUCAUGGCAUUGUCAUACAUUCAUUUAAUUAUGUUAAUCACUUUCGUCAGGUACAAUCCGUAACUUUAGACAAAACCGGAAAGAAAUCUUUUGGUCUAAGUAUAGUACGAGGAGAGGCCAGAGAUGGAUCAAACUCGAAAGGUAUUUUUAUUAAAGGUAUAGUGCCCGAUAGUCCCGGACAUUUGUGUGGAAAAAUUAAGGUUGGUGAUCGUUUGUUAACACUGAACGGCAAAGAUGUACGAGACGCCACAGAACCGGAAGUUAUCAAUCUGAUCAAGCAAGCUGGUAGCAAAAUUGACUUAGAACUGCAGACCUACGGAUCGGAACAAAGCAACAAAGAUGGUAAUGAAAUUAAGGAAAAUGGUUUUUCACAAAAUCGCAAUAUGUUUAAUCAAGAUUCGAUUAAACAACCCACCAUGAAACAGCCUGCAAUAAAACCGCAACAAUCUAUGAAACAAGCCCCAGGAAGACCUCCAAAUGUCAAUGCGAUGCUUAAAAAUUCAAAUUUUACUACCACGAGCAGUAAAUCGGAUCAAAACCUUGACGAUGAUGACGAAGAUACACGCGAUAUGACCGGUCGCAUAAGAACGGCUGCUGGUGUUGAGAUUGAUCGCGCCUCUGCAGGCAAUUGUAAGCUUAACAAAAUGGAAAAAGAUCGGGACAAAGAAACGGAAGAUGAGUUUGGCUAUACCAAGGCUAAAAUCAAUAAGCGUUACAACACAAUGAGGGACUUGAAAAAACUUGAAAUUGUUAGACCCACAAACACAGCAUUGGGACUUGCCUUGGCGGGUCAUAGUGAUCGCCAAAAGAUGGGUUGUUUUGUGGCCGGUGUAAAUACGAGCGGCCCCUUGGCCUCGGUGGAUAUAAAGUCUGGCGAUGAGAUUUUAGAAGUGAAUGGUACUGUUUUGAAAAAUCGUUGCCAUUUAAACGCUUCGGUAAUAUUUAAAAAUAUCGAUGGCGAAAGAUUGGUUUUAAUAACAUCCCGCAGAAAACCAAAUGAUGAGGGUAUGAGUGUGAAGCCUAUUAAGAAAUUUCCCCCAGAGAUUGAUGAUACCAAAUUCCUGUUUGAGCAAUAUGCUAAAGCCAGAUCAGUGCAGGUGAAAAAGGAAGGUUUUCUGGGUAUAAUGGUUAUCUAUGGCAAGCAUGUGGAAGUGGGCAAUGGCAUUUUCAUAUCGGAUUUACGCGAAGAAUCUAAUGCAAUGUUGGCUGGCUUAAAAGUUGGUGACAUGUUAUUGGCCGUCAACAAAGAUGUUUGUGUGGAAUCCAACUAUGAUGAGGCGGUGGCUUUGUUGAAACGUGCCGAGGGCAUUGUGAAUUUGGUCGUGUUAACUUUAAAAACCGAAGAGCAAAUAAAGAAAGAAAAAGAGGAGGAAGAAAAGAAAAAAGAAGCGGCAGCUCCCAAAGAACCGGAAAAACCCGUUGACCCAUCAAUUAUUGAAGUGGUGCCAGGUCGUAAGAUUGUUAUAGAAGUAAAAACCGAUAAGAAACCUUUGGGUGUUAUUGUUGUGGGUGGCAAAAACAAUUAUGUCAAGACGGGCUGUAUUAUAACUCACAUUUAUCCUGAGGGUGUUAUAGCUGAAGAUAAACGCCUGAAGAUUUUCGAUCACAUCAUCCAAGUAAAUGGCAAAGAAGUCCAAUGCGAAGCAAUGACUACUUUGAAAGUUCAUCAAUUAUUCUAUACACUAUAUGAGAAAAUUGUAACCAUACAAGUAUACCGCGCCGAUCCUCCCGAAGUGGAGACAUUUAAGGUGGAGUUUGCUAAAAAAGCUGGCAAGGAUUUGGGUCUUUCGUUGGCACCCAAUGAAAAAGGAUGCACAAUUUCAGAAAUUACCUCUGCUGGUUAUGCUGAUAUCGAUAAUAAAUUACAACGCGGUGACAUUAUUACUAAAUUCAAUGGCGACUCACUGGAAGGUUUGACAUUUGAAGUUUGCUACGCCUUGUUUAAGGGAGCUACUGGUAAAAUCUCUUUGGAAAUAACCCGACCCAAACCCACAACACGUACAGAACCACCAAAAUAAAUCAAGAUUUGCAGGACACUUUAAGCUGAAGCUGGAAAAUUGCUAUUGUUUUAAAUUUAAUUUUAAGAUAUUUUCAAAAGUAUGUACUCAAAUAAGAAUAAACAUGACAUGUCUGGGUAGGUAAUUGUUAUAAACUAAAUAUGAUUGAUGAAAUUAAGAAAAUAAAAUAAAAACACAUAAUUUAAUAAA
Messenger RNA from Calliphora vicina (urban bluebottle blowfly), 2418 nucleotides. It is a transcript of the gene inaD, whose product is annotated as inactivation no afterpotential D. The transcript has 13 exons. Lineage: Eukaryota; Metazoa; Arthropoda; Insecta; Diptera; Calliphoridae. The record is from RefSeq and is a predicted model, not a curated record. Gene Ontology annotation, molecular function: protein binding. The coding region runs from base 1 to 2229 and encodes 742 amino acids.